Molecule: messenger RNA, 4766 nt
Organism: Otolemur garnettii (small-eared galago)
Lineage: Eukaryota; Metazoa; Chordata; Mammalia; Primates; Galagidae
Gene: SOWAHB
Product: sosondowah ankyrin repeat domain family member B
Exons: 2
Coding region: 1281-3458 (725 amino acids)
Molecular function (GO): protein binding
Source: RefSeq, a predicted model, not a curated record
CUCAAAUGUUAGGGGGGUAAGGGCCAUGAAAGGUAGCUCCAGUCUGCACAUGGCCUGUUUGGAGGGACGUGCACAGCCCUUCCACCGAGCAGAGGGGUCAAGUCAGGCCCGCCCACGGCACACUCCACGCCGUGGACCCGUGCAGGGAACCUGACCUUCCCCAAGAAAAGACUUUGCCACCAAGCCAACACGAAGGGGACUGUACACAUCUCUGCUGUUCACGAAUUUCAGAGUAAAUAAAAACAAUAACUCCAGGAAUCAAAUACCUUACCCCUCCAAUACAUAAUUCCUGUUCAUUUUAGCUGCGGGGCCUAUAAGUAUUAAACGGUGAUUUUUCCCAGCAACUUAACGUGAGACAAUUAUGAAGGAAAACAGCCCAAACCAACGAUGGCCCCAGAAACUUUCUUUUGAGCACAGGAGGAGGUGGGAGUAUGUGGACCCCUUGGCUCCGGCUCCUCCGAGCCGCCCUGUCAGUGUAUCCACCUCCGGAAAGACCUGGUGUGGACGCGCAGUGAACUUCGCGGCCCUCCACACUGCCCGGGAUCUGGAAUUCCUCCCCCCGCGUUGAUACAGACAGGCACCUCUGGGUGAGACCCCAGCGCCUGUGAACCUGCACCCCGCCCCCACCGACUUCAGCCUCAACUCGAGCCGCGCGCAGGGAGGACAGGGACGCACCUUCCUUCGCUCCUUCGCUUCCGUUUCCUACGUGGCGGAGACGCAGAGGCGGCCUAUCGCCUACCUGCCUUCCAGGUCCCGGCCGGGAGCUGCUGCGAGUCCGGCCGAGCAGUUUGCUGCCCUCGGGUUCGCUGCGGACCUCACCUGCCGCGGCGCUCUGCCGCCUGACUCAUCCGGGAUGGGUGGCGCGGGGUGGGGAAGACCCGGGAGGGUGGAGGGACAGAGGAGGCGGGCCGGGCCCUGCCCCCACAGACCGGGAGGAGGCGUCUCCUGGGCGCAGGUGAAACCGACUCCAACCUCUCCCGGGAACUUUUGCCGCGGCGACUGGCUGCGGGCGGCCGGCGUAGCGCAGGGGAGGCCUGGGGGCCGCCUUCUCCCACCCAGGCUGUGCGCGGUGCCUCAGCCCCGGGCCACCCUCUGGGGACCCACGACCCUACUGGCGCGCCCUGGGGAAGCAGGCAACGUGGGCCUCCGCAGCUGAUGGAGGCGACUGGUUCUACCCCGGGCGCAGGUGACACACGCCCGGCCAGGGUUCCUGCCGGCUGGGAAGAGGACCGGGAGCGCGAGACGCAGACACCCCGGGAGCAGAGGACGACAAGGCAGAAAUGGCCCGAGAGCUGAGCCAAGAGGCACUGCUGGACUUUCUGUGCCAGGCAGGGGGCCGAGUGACCAAUGCUGCUUUGCUGAGCCACUUCAAGAGCUUUCUCCGGGACCCCGACGCGUCCCCCAGCCUGCACCAGCAGCGCCGAGAGCUCUUCAAGGGCUUCGUCAACUCGGUCGCCGCAGUGCGCCAGGACCCCGACGGCACCAAGUGCGUGGUGCUCAAGAGGAGGUACAGGGACCUUUUGGGGGAGGAAGGGCUGCAGCGACCCCGCGGGCCGCCCGCGGCCGCCACCCCAGCAGGAGGAGCUGCGCCCUGCUCCCCGCCCCAGCCGCAGCCCGGGCGGCGGCGGCGCGAGAAGGAGCCGGAGGAGGAGCCAGCAGGUGCCGCGGCGCGGGCUGUGGACGCAGGCUACGAUGGACUCCCGGCCAGCGGUCCCCGGGAGGCGGCCGGCAAGCCGGGCGGGCCGCCGGGGAGCCCGGGCCGGAGGGCGCGGCCGGCGCUGCCUCUGUCUGCCGGGGAUGACCGCGGGGGCCCCGGGCAGCGGCAGGAAGGCUCACCCGCUGGGCCCGCGACACCUCGGUGGCCUCCCGCCGUAGUCCAGGCUGCCGAGAUCUGGGGUUCCCCACUGGCCCCGCCGCCUAGCCCCACUUCCCCCGUAGACCUGCCCGAGUCGUUGCCCCCCGGACCCCUGCACUGGUCCGCCCUGCAACAACAACAGCGCACUCGGGAGUGGGUGGCUAGACAACCGCAGGUGCCCGAGGCCAGGCACCAGGGCCCCGUCCGGACCUGGUCGGUGCUGCCGGACAACUUCUUCCAGCUGCCCACCGAGCCGGGCUUCUGCGUCGCGCGGCCAGACUUAGAGCCUCCCGACCUUCCUCCUUCCUCUCGCUCUCUCUUUCCUGUUCCGGAUGAGUCCGCGGAAUCCCGGCCAGGUAACUCUCUACCGACUGUCUUUCGUAGCAUUCGAUGUCAGCUGUCCCUCCAAGAUCUGGAGGACUUUGUGGACCAGGAGAGCCAUGGCAGUGAGGAGAGCAGCAGCGGGCCCAGGGAGUCCCCUGGGGGCUCCGAGGAGGGGCUGCAGGCUGCGCUGGGAACUCCAGACUGGGGGAAGCCCAAGACUCCAGCCAAGAGCCUUUCCGUGUCUGGGAAGGAGAACAGUCCUCAGAGCCCCAGGAACCGAGAGGAUGGUCACAACCCGCAGCAGGUCACAACAGCAGCGAAUGGCCUUGCUGGCCACCCCCAGGAAGUGUUGCCCUGGCCAGCUCCUAGGCUGAGGAGGUCCCUCAGGAGGAGCUCUCUGGCCGGGAGAGCCAAACUGUCGUCUUCUGAUGAGGAGUACCUUGAUGAGGCCUUGCUGAAAAGGAGUCGGCGUCCACCGCGAUCCAGGAAGCCCUCCAAGGCAGGAGCCGUGCCCAGUCCAAGGGCGGAUGCACCUUUGACACCCAAACUCACAGAGGUUAAGGCUGUUGUGGCCCAGCGGAGUUGGCCACAUAGCUGGCGGGCUCCCAGUGGGGAGGCGCCUGCAGCCUUGGUUCCCCACAGACCUUCGGAACACAAGUCAUCGCUGGUCCCCCUAGACGCCAGGGAACACGAGUGGAUUGUGAAGCUUGCCAGUGGCUCCUGGAUUCAAGUGUGGACUUUAUUCUGGGAGGACCCCCAGCUGGCUUUGCACAGAGACUUCUUGACUGGGUAUACUGCCUUGCACUGGAUAGCCAAACAUGGUGACCUCAGGGCCCUUCAGGACUUGGUCGCAGGGGCACAGAAGGCAGGGAUUGCUCUUGACGUAAAUGUGAGGUCCAGUUGUGGGUACACCCCCCUGCACCUUGCCGCUAUUCACGGCCACCAGGCAGUCAUCAAAUUGCUGGUGCAAAGACUGGCUUCUCGAGUGCAUGUCCGUGACAGCAGUGGCAAAAAGCCAUGGCAGUAUCUGACCAGUAACACCUCCGGGGAAGUGUGGCAGCUGCUGGGAGCCCCUCGGGGAAAGCCCAUUUUCCCAGUCUAUCCCUUAAUCCGAAGCUCUUCCCCCACCAGGAGGGCCAAGAGCCGGGAAAUAUCUAGAAAUGUAACCCGAAAGACUUCCCUUGCUGCACUUCUCAAAAGUCAGCACAACAAGUGGAAAUUGGCCAACCAGUAUGAGAAAUUCUCCAGUGCCAGGGAAAGAGAAGAAUAUAGUGACUGAGGUGGGCCCCUCUCUUCAUCAUGUAGCCAUUACACCCUUGAGCCAUCCUUGAGCUACUCAGCGAGAGAAUUCAGGGGAGCAGAACAGCUGCGGAGGGGGUGGGACAGAGAGAGGUCAACUGAGAGGCUACCCAGUCUCUACCUCCCCUCACUGCACCUUACAGCAGCACAUCCUGGACCUCAGGGGUCAUCCAAGCAUUUUGAAAGCUCAAGUCCUUGAACUGUUGAAACCUAGAGAAGGGGCAGAGGCAAGUGCACAAAACCCAGAGGGGUUCUUCCCCUUCCCUGGCCCACAGAUCUGGGCACAGUAAGCCCCAUUGUUUUCUGAAGCAGCAAUCCCAGGCCUUGGCUAGAGAGGAAACAGAUGCCCAACAAAAAGAGAGGCAAUUUGAGGAAUUGGCGAAGCGCAGACAAAUCCUCUCUGGCUAGUAGCUCUCUGGCUUCUGUUCAAUUGGAGACUAAAUCUUGGCUGAGAGUGGAAAGCACCAGGUUUGAAAUCAGACAGCUUUUUUUUGGCAUUCAAAUCAGUGAAACAAAAUUAUUACUGGAGAGUAGGAUUUUAUUUAAGCAAUUUCUCAGCUUUGUCCCCAAGUCUUCUUUUGAAUUCCACCCAUGGUGACUAAAUGAUUAGCCUAAUCAAAGAAGCAAUUGAGUUGACCUUGACUUCAGAGACAUGACUGUCAUUCUUGCUUUUUUGUAUUAACCCCAAGGGAACUUUCCCAAUGUAAAACCAUGUGCUUCAUUCACAUCUGGAGACUGAAACCAUCUUUCCUGGAGACACUCUGUAACAAAUGGAAUUGUCAGUAGUAGUUGCCAGUAGGUUAACUGGUAAAAGUGAGAAAUGACCCUCCUCUGGGGAAGCAAUAAAGGUUAGACACAGCAUGCCUCCCCACCAGGACUUUUGUAAGCUGCUAAUAUAAUUUUAUUUGCACUAAACUUGUUGCCAGUUAAGAUUAAAUAUUAGCCUUAAAGUACUGUAUAUGUAACAGGAAGUGCUUCUUUUAAUUGCUCAUGAAGAGCUUGACUAUUGUAGGCUCAUGGAGCAAGAGAUGGGCUGGUCUGUAAACUUCAGCAGAACAUCAAGGUUUCAGAAUUCAUGUUCAAAGAGGGCUAAAAAAAUGAAAUGUUCAGGGGGAGAUUGUUAAUUUUUUGUGAGAAUGUUUUCAUGUGUUGUGGCAAUGAUGCUGUGUUUUAAAAGCAUUUUUGUUUCUUCUGGUUGUUUCCCCUUGUUAAAAGAUCCACAGAGCUUUAUGAUUUGUUGUGUUUAUGCUGAUUACUGUUUUCUUCUUUAUAAAAUUGUCUCAGUGAG